Messenger RNA from Cynoglossus semilaevis (tongue sole), 2189 nucleotides. RefSeq names its product CWC27 spliceosome associated cyclophilin (gene cwc27). The transcript has 14 exons. NCBI's taxonomy places the organism in Eukaryota, Metazoa, Chordata, Actinopteri, Pleuronectiformes, Cynoglossidae. Gene Ontology annotation, biological process: protein folding; protein peptidyl-prolyl isomerization. Gene Ontology annotation, molecular function: peptidyl-prolyl cis-trans isomerase activity. Bases 388 to 1836 code for a protein of 482 amino acids. The record is from RefSeq and is a predicted model, not a curated record. Gene Ontology annotation, cellular component: catalytic step 2 spliceosome.
AACACCAGGGUUAAACCAAAAGCCAAACAUAGGAUAUAUUUAUCACAGGACGAUAUUUUCAAAAAGAAAUUCCCGCUAACAGCGAGUUUGCCAAACCAUCCUCGUGUAUAGUGAUUACUUAAUAUCAGCAUCAAGGCUUUUACAUUAUUUUAAAUGGUUGCUAGGAGAAAGCUAAUUGAAAUUAUUUUUGUAUUACCCCCCAUAAUAUUCAGUAAACAGUCUACCUUUAUGGACAAUAUGGCUGCAUACAGGAUGGUGUGAAAUGUGUUGUUUGUAAACGAGAUUGAUUAAGUCAAACAUAGACAGGCCAACUGUCUUUGGAUCUUAAAGGUAGAAAUCGAAAAAAAACUAUUUUUGUUGUGUGACAUAAGGAACAGAGGUCUCAGAAUGAGCAAUAUUUACAUUCAAGAGCCUCCAACUAAUGGAAAGGUCCUGUUAAAGACCUCGGCAGGUGACAUUGACAUUGAGUUGUGGUCCAAGGAAGCACCAAAGGCAUGCAGGAACUUUGUACAGCUGUGCAUGGAAGGUUACUACAAUGGAACAAUAUUCCACAGAGUGGUGCCUGACUUUAUUGUACAAGGUGGAGAUCCAACUGGAACAGGGACAGGUGGAGAAUCCAUCUACGGUCGACCAUUCAAGGAUGAAUUCCACUCCAGACUGCGUUUCAUCCGCAGAGGUUUAGUCGCCAUGGCCAAUUCUGGGCCACAUGAUAAUGGCAGUCAGUUCUUCUUCACCUUGGCACGUGCGGAUGAGCUCAACAACAAACACACCAUUUUUGGCAAGGUCACUGGAGACACAAUUUACAAUUUGCUCAGAUUAGUAGAAGUUGCAUGUGACCAAGAUGAAAGACCUCUGAAUCCACACAAAAUCAGAUCCGCUGAGGUGCUUCAUUCACCUUUUGAUGACAUAGUGCCCCGGGAAAAAAAGAAAAACAGAAAGGAAAAAGACAAAGAGGAGGAAAGGAAAUCACAAUUGAAAGCAACAAAGAACUUUAGUCUGUUGUCCUUUGGAGAAGAAGCUGAAGAGGAAGAAGAGAUGGUGAAUCAAGUCAGCCAGACAUUUAAGGGAAAAAGCAAAAGCAGCCAUGACCUUCUGAAAGAUGAUCCCAGACUCAGCUCUGUUCCAGCAGUUGAGAAGAAGAAGAAGAAAAGGCCACCUGGAGAUGCAGCAGAGACAAAUGACGACAAGGUUGACGGCGAUGCUGACAGUGACAUGGACGAAGAUGAAGACUAUGAUUCUGACACAAAAGAGAGGAUGAGGCAGCUUGUCAACCAAAAGUUAAAAUUAGACAAAGAUAGAGAGAAAGCAGCAGAGCCUUUGGAGGAGGAGCGUGGGAAGAAAACCAGCCGCAGUGAGGAGUUACGGAAAGAAGUUCGCCAGUUGAAGAAGGAACUGCAGGCCAUAAAGCAAAAGAAGGAAGAAAAGUCCAAACCUGCAGAAGAUGACAUCAAGGAAGCAGAAAAAACACCAACCACCGAAGCCAUGGCCGAGUACCUGGAGGGAAAAAAGAAAUAUGAAGAACUCAAAAAACAGAAACGGAAGAAGGGCUCAAACAGAGAAGAACAGACACUGGCUCUUCUGAACAGCUUCAAAUCCAAGCUGUCUUCAGCCAUCACUGACGAUCCAGAGGAGGACGUGGAGGAGCUGGCUGAAGACGAUGACAAAGGAUGGAUGGGCCAUGUACUACAGUUUGAUGAGCAAAGCAGAAAAGUCAAAGAUGCCAACAUGCAGGACGAGGACACUUUUGAGAUCUAUGACCCGCGGAACCCCGUCAAUAAACGCAGGAGAGAGGAGAGCAAGAAGAUCAUGAAGGAGAAGAAGGCCAAGAGGUCAUGAGGUCAUGAGGUCAGGCCAGGCCAGGUCCUGCUGCAGCCACAUGAUUGAAAGGACUGUUCUACGGCAACUCGUCCAUCCACUUCAGACUUUCCCUUUCUGGCUGGAACAUCUGGAUCAAGGAUACAGAGAUUAGCACAUACCACCGCUGUAAUCUGUUAGAGAAACGCUCCUUCUUCUUGUGGAGCAACUGCAGCUGGACCACGUCGGGUUCACCUGCAGGUGUCAGCUGUGGUCACAGUAAUGACAAGGUUCUUUAACUGAUGACGUAAUAAUGUUUUCUUCAUUCACUUUUGAUCGUGUACAGAACUUCAGAACCUAAAUGGCGAAAUAAAUGUGUGAAACACAAACGUCAA